Babesia sp. Xinjiang is the source of this 924-nucleotide messenger RNA. RefSeq names its product putative ATP-binding cassette. Gene Ontology annotation, molecular function: ATPase-coupled transmembrane transporter activity; ATP hydrolysis activity; ATP binding. Gene Ontology annotation, biological process: transmembrane transport. The transcript is spliced from 3 exons. The coding region runs from base 1 to 924 and encodes 307 amino acids. Gene Ontology annotation, cellular component: membrane. NCBI's taxonomy places the organism in Eukaryota, Apicomplexa, Aconoidasida, Piroplasmida, Babesiidae. The record is from RefSeq and is a predicted model, not a curated record.
AUGACGAUUGGUGAUGUCACGUCGCUGCUUAUGUAUAGUGCCCUUGUGGGAGGUUCUUUGCAGAGUUUUACCACCAGCUUUGCCGAUAUUCAAAAAUGCAUAGGAGCCGCUGUUAAUCUAGCGGCAUACAUUGAACCUGAUCAAGAUAGGACGAAACGGUCCUACGUCCCCCUAAAACCAGUCGCUCCGCAAGUAGAGUUCAACAGGGUCUCGUUCAUAUAUCCAGCAAGGCCAGAGUGCCCUAUUUUGAGAGAUGUUUCAUUCGUGCUACCGGCAGAAAGAACUUUAGUGGUUCUGGGUGAAAGUGGCUGUGGAAAGAGUUCCAUCCUCCAGUUGCUGCUAGGUCUUUAUACUCCUAACUCAGGUUCCAUCUAUAUCGAUGGCAAUGAGAUGAGCGAUAUUGAUAUCAAGGAAUUAAGAUCAAUGGCUACGCUUUUUGAUGACACCAUCAGGAACAACGUACUAUAUGGGCAAACGGGCGCUGAGGAUAAACUAGUUGAGGCAUACAAACGUUCUGGACUUCUUAACAUAAUGAGUGACCUACCCGAUGGAGAUAACACUGUGGUUGGUCAAAUGGGUAAAGGGUUGAGCGUUAUCACCUUGGGAUUGAGAAGAAUGUCCACCAGCUGUUGCGCCGCUACCUUGAAACUCUGCUUAUCUGCUGAGUCAACUACGAACACCAGCGACUUGGCCUUUUCAAUAUGUUUCAUGGACUCGGGCAACAAUCUGAAGUUACCAGGUGUGUCAACAACUGAAACUGAUUUAUUCCCCAAGUUCAAUGAUAACCUGUUGACCGAUUGCGAUGUUUGCGAUUCCACGUGCUUGCCCCUUGCCAAAUACAACAACAAUGAAGUCUUGCCGCCAGCACUUGGGCCACAGAAAACGACGCUUGCACUUGAUUUAUUCGCACUGAACGAGAAGUAG